AUGCCCGCCGCUCUUCCUCCUAUCACUGGCAUGCUUCGCCGGGGCCUGGUCUUGGACCUGAGCACUGCCUUUGGUGAGUUUGUGACGUGGUUCCGAGGUGGGACGAUGAACAUGAGAGCGGAAUGUCGCGGGUCUCUCGCCAACAAUGGAUUGGAAUACAACCCCAUGGAGGAAGCACUUGGUUUCGGCACCACCUUCGGCUACCUCUGGUGGUACGGAUACCACCUCCCCCGCGUUCGUGAGCGUGACGCCUACUACUCUCGUCUGGAGCAGGAGCGCGCCGCCCAGCGGGCAUAA
Messenger RNA from Penicillium alfredii, 297 nucleotides. RefSeq names its product cytochrome c oxidase subunit VIIa. Bases 1 to 297 code for a protein of 98 amino acids. Gene Ontology annotation, biological process: mitochondrial electron transport, cytochrome c to oxygen. The record is from RefSeq and is a predicted model, not a curated record. Lineage: Eukaryota; Fungi; Ascomycota; Eurotiomycetes; Eurotiales; Aspergillaceae. The transcript has 4 exons.